AUGGUUCCUAAUGCUAUUCCGCAUAGUCUUUCACUCUCACAACACCAAUCCAUUUCCCAACCUGAAGCUCAACUACAAGACUAUCUCCCCUUUGCACUCCUCCCAAUUCUAAUAAUAACAGCCCUUGCAGCCCCACCGUUCUAUGGACGCGGCAUCAUCUUCGCGUCCCUCAUAAUCUUGACAGAUUAUUUGAGUUUAGUAUCACCAUGGCCUCCAAAUGCAGGCUCAACACGGCCGUCACGGUAUGGGAAUGCAAGCUCUUGGUUACUUGUCCUUCCAGUCCUGGAAAAACUACUUCUUCAUGUGCCCGAGCAAGAUUUCUGGCGCAUUAACGACCUCACCGAUGAUGCCGUUCAUACGAGUCGAGGAACAAAAGACAAUAGUUCUCCAUCUAACCAUCGCCAACCCGCACCACCGCCGCCUUGGACAUGGCGUAAAUUACGCUGGGCAGGAUCACUGGCAAGUACACCCCGUGGAGUAGGCUGGAACUUUGCAAGCCACCGCGUGAAGAACGCAUACGACGCAAUGAGAAGGAAGAAGAUUUCGAGAUUCUCAUUCGUGCGUUCCAGUUUAGCGAGAGCUUUCUUCUCGUAUCUUGCACUCGAUUCUGUUCUGGUUUUUGGCCAGGAUCUAUCCGUCCCCAUUACAUGGAAGGCGAACUGGAUCACGAUUCGAGAUAUCUUGGUUGCCGAGUUUUUCAUGUUCGUGUGUACAUACGCGAGCAUGACGAUGCAGUUCGAAUCCCUUGCUGCCAUUUCAGUGGGAUUGGGCUUCAGUCGGCCCGAGCCAGUCCUAGGCUUCGGAAACUUCAUAGUCCAGCGUCUGCAUAUUACCAACAAAUCACCGGCGGCCUCUCUCAUCAUUCUCACCACGGCAUUCGGCAUCAGCAACUUCUUCCACAUCGUAUGCCUCGCAGUCAUCCGAGAUGAGAACCUAACCCUACAAUCUCUCAUCACGGACAUGUCCCUUUUCUUCAUGACCCAACCGGUAGCAGCAUGCAUGGAAGCGCUCGCAAUCCACAUCUACUCCAAGUGCCAUCCGACCCAUUCAAACGAACACGGGGAAAGCGAAACCAUCACCACCAGAAAAAUGAAUGGCAGUGGCAAGCAACCACACGCCGCCAGUGGUGGAAAUCCCUCGCCCGUCCUGCGUGCCGUCGGCUACCUCUGGGUCGUCACCUGGUUCUCCGUCACCGGCUGGGGCUUCACCAGAGCGUACAUCGCCGUGGGCGUCAGGGACUGGCAGAUUCCGCUCUCGCUGUGGCGUGCACUGCUGGACCGGAACCGGUAG
Molecule: messenger RNA, 1290 nt
Organism: Exophiala bonariae
Lineage: Eukaryota; Fungi; Ascomycota; Eurotiomycetes; Chaetothyriales; Herpotrichiellaceae
Exons: 2
Coding region: 1-1290 (429 amino acids)
Source: RefSeq, a predicted model, not a curated record